This is a messenger RNA of Dunckerocampus dactyliophorus (ringed pipefish), 2700 nucleotides long. It is a transcript of the gene cerk, whose product is annotated as ceramide kinase. The record is from RefSeq and is a predicted model, not a curated record. Gene Ontology annotation, molecular function: kinase activity. NCBI's taxonomy places the organism in Eukaryota, Metazoa, Chordata, Actinopteri, Syngnathiformes, Syngnathidae. The coding region runs from base 90 to 1712 and encodes 540 amino acids. The transcript has 13 exons.
ACAACUACACACACUCAUAGCACUCAUUCUGUCAUGGUAGCAGCUACAAAGUUGACAUCAGGAGCAUCCCAGCCAAUGAGAGCUAAACAAUGGAUCAUCAGCAUCACAGAUUACUGUCCUCACUGCUUUUCCACAAACACGGACAAGUAGAAGUGACUUUUUUUUGUGACUUCUUGACGUGGAAGAACAUUGGGAGGAACAGAAGUAAUAGAAGUUCUGGCAUCAGCAGCGUAUCCCAAACAGCUCAAGGCCACGCUGUUCGGGUGUGUGAGAUCGUGGCCGUGCACAAGACGCACAUCAGCGACCAGACCAAGGCUACAAAGCACCUCCAGCAGAAUCCAUGUGCAUUCACAGUCUUCUACGUGAGCAGGAUGACACAGCAUCAGUGGCGAUGCAGCGACAUCACCUUCCACUGUGCUAAUCAGGAACUGUGCGAGCGAUGGAUUCAAACGAUCAAUGAUCAGCUGUCACUGCAAACCAACCGGCCCAAGAGCCUGCUGGUGUACAUCAAUCCCUACGGGGGGAAGAAGCAGGGGAAGCACCUUUACGAUCAGAAGGUGGCGCCGCUGUUUUCCCGAGCUUGCGUCUCCACGGAUGUGAUUGUUACAGAACGGGCCAAUCACGCCAGAGACCACUUGAAAUCAGAAGCAAAUCUAGAUAAAUAUGAUGGAGUGGUAUGCGUGGGUGGAGAUGGCAUGUUCAGCGAGAUCCUGCACGGGCUGGUCUCCAAGACCCAAACGGACCAUUGUGUAGACCCUAACCAGCCUAACGCCAGUUUGGUGCCAUGUUCCCUCCGCAUUGGAAUCAUCCCUGCAGGCUCCACUGACUGCAUCUGCUUUGCCACAGUGGGAACCAACGAUCCAGUUACAUCUGCCUUGCACAUCAUUAUAGGCGACUCCCAGCCCAUGGACGUGUGUUCCGUGCACCACAGCGAUACAUUCCUCAGAUACUCGGUGUCGUUGCUUGGCUAUGGUUUCUAUGGCGAUGUUCUGACUGACAGCGAGAAGAAGCGAUGGCUGGGCCCGGCUAGAUAUGACCUGUCAGGAGUAAAGACCUUUCUGACUCACAACUAUUAUGAAGGCACUGUCUCGUUCGUCCCGGCUGAGGAUGAUGUGGGGAACCCCAGGGACAAAGAGCAGUGUCGGGCCGGGUGUCGCGUCUGCCAGAGCAAGACCUCAUUAAAGGCGCCGCAGAGUGACGUGCCAGGCGAGAACGAAACGUGUGACACGGGAAGUGACACUUGGACUGAAAUACGCGGAAAGUUCAUCGCCAUCAACGCCGCCACUAUGAGCUGUGCGUCCCCCCGCAGUCCAAAGGGCCUGUCGCCGUCCGCACACCUGGCCGACGGCACUGCCGACCUCAUCCUGGUGCGGAAGUGCUCCCGUCUGGACUUUUUCAAACACCUUGUCCGCCACACCAACAAGGAGGACCAGUUUGACCACUCUUUCGUGGAGGUCCACCGUGUGCGCAAGUUCCGCUUCCAGCCACGCCACCAGGAGACGAUGUCAUUGGAAGACCUGAAGAAACUGGGCUCGAGUCCCAUUUGCUCCAAAGCCGCGCACCACUACAACAGCUGUGCCUGCAGCCACUGGACUUGCGACGGCGAGAUCCUGCCUCACGCCGCCAUACAAGUCAGCGUCCAGUGCCAGCUGAUCACACUGUUUGCCCGCGGCAUCGAGGAGAAGCAGCAGUGCGCAGCGUUUCAAGACUAGAGAUGGCUUCUGGAAGAAGGACCACGUCAGUCUGUGGGCUAAAAGCUGGACAGGAGUUGUGCGUCCGUGGAGGUCCGCUCAUCAGAUACGACGGCAGGCUAUAGACAAGCAGAUGCACCACUGAUUUCCUGCUGUUGACGGGGAGAAAAGGAAAUGUUUCAUCGGUGACCCAGCAGUCAGGGGAGCUCACGAAACGAGCCGAAUGGGCGGCUAGUACACUAACAGGACCCUGAUGUAUUGUGGGUAAUAAGGCAAAGUGGUUGCAAAGUGCUUUGCUGUGUCUCAGAGCCGCCGCCACGCACCUGUGGCUCCAUGCUGGCUAAAUCGCUUGAGAUUAGCCUGAAUGAGACAUUUUUAACGUCAUUAGACACGGGAGGUCAAGCCGUUCCUGAUGACUCCGGGACUGUUUUGAAGGGCAAUAUUAUUUAUGUACUUCUGGUUAUUUCAAACAAUAAUAAGCCGCAUGUCGUUCACUGCAACCAAUGGCAACCAAUGGCAACCAAGCAACGGAGAGUCGUGUGUCUGGCCUCUGGCCGCAUACGUUUUUGUACAUUUUAUGCACUAAAGAUGCUCAGACCCAACCCAACAUAGGUCAGCAUACGCAAAGCCAGUAAUCCUCAACUGGUGGGUGGUGGGUCUUUACCCGUUACCUGGGAAAAUGACAAAUCACACAAAACUAACAAUAAAAGGUGUGCUAGUCUGUUGUGGCGAGCUUGAGCCGCACAGCAAAAGGAUGGAUUGAAAGCGAUGAGCCAACAACACUCCAGCAUAGCACAAACACACAGAAGUUAUCAACACAGACGGAACACGCAACGCAACCGCACCACACAGACGAGGCGUGUACACACUAACAUACAUGCACAACCCACAAGGCAUGCUGGGUAACCACAUUCAAACAAGAAAUGUGGUAGUUUUGUGUUAUUGAUUAUGGAAGGUAUUUUGUUUGCAGUUCUGUUAUACGAGAUAUCCAUAAAAGAGCUUUUUUCAA